AUGUCGUCGUCGACUAUUCCAAAUAUUGUAUUAGAAGCAAACAAUUUAAAUUACAUUGCGAUGAUGUUUAUUCGAUGUUUUUGUUUUGUAGUUAUACCUCUUGGUACUGUGGGACAUUUAAUGAGUAUUUAUGUAUUUACUCGUCCUACAUUACGAUCAAAUUCUUGUAGUAUGUAUUUUUUGGCAGCUAGUAUUGUUGGAUUAAUGCAUACAUGUUAUAUUUUACCUAUGAGAAUGAUUCAAUCUGCUUUUAUUGACACAGAUCCAGGAGCACAUUCAGUCAUAUUUUGCAAAAUAACAUGGCUUGCAUUAAAUUCAUUGAGAGGAUUGGGUUUUUGGUUAAUUGUUUUAGCAUGUGGUGAUCGGUAUCUAUGCAGUUCUGCAUCAACAAAUAAAAGAGCAUUGAGUAGUGUACAUGUAGCUCGUCGACUUAUUCCAGUUACUAUUCUUAUUGGCUUUAUUGCUUAUAUUCAUGUGCCUAUUUUUUUCAAAAUUGAUAUUAUACCAGCAACGCAAAAACCUAUUUGCUAUCCUCCAGGUCCUCCCGGAACUUAUCGUAUAGUUUUAUCUUAUUUUCACUUAAUUUAUUUUGGCUUAUCUCCAUCAUUUUGUAUGCUUAUAUUUGGUAUGCUGACAUUACGAAAUAUUGAACGAUCUAAACGACUUGCUAUGGCACCUUCAAUUAAUUUAGAAACAGCUGCUAAUCAAAAUCUUCGAAAGACCAAUCGGCAUAUGCUUCGAAUGUUAUUUGUUCAAGUAUUGGUUUAUUGUAUAACAGGAUUAACAUUUUCUGUUGCAUUAAUUUAUACAGCAAUAAUUGCUAAUCAACAAAAAAAUGUUUUUCAAUCAGCUCAAGAAAAUAUGAUCAAUGCGGUUGUUGGAAUGCUUUCAACGACGGGUCCUUGUUUAAGAUACAAUAUUACUAUUGGUCGUCGUGUUUGGCUUCGUUCAUCUUGUACAGCUAUAUACGUCGAUAACACAUGGUAUUCAUCCGAUGAUAAUACACUACCAUUAACUGGCAUUAGUUAUACAAGUGGUUUUGAUCCAAAUCUCGGUGAUUAUCGAGAUUUUCAAUUAAGCUAUGAUCUUGUUCGCGACGGAAUACAUACGACAAUCGUUGGUCACAUACGCGAUUGGUAUGGUGCUUCAGGAAUUUCGUUUCAUUUAGAUACUGGUGAUCAAAUUAUGACGAACAUCGUCCCUCUUGACAUGGAUCAUGUUCGUACAGUUUUUCCAUCGUUUUGUAUUGAACAAAUGGAUCAAAAUGAUCAACGAGGUUAUUUUACAUUCGAAGAAGAAAUGUCAGGCGAUGAUGGUAAACAUGCAGGUUGGUGGAAUUCAUCCAGUAAAGUCAUUCGAUCAGGAAUACAAGGUGGCCAUGUUGUUCUUUUUAAUUUAACUCAACAAGGAGAAGGUGAUAUAUUAGUUCUUUCAUCAUUUUCUCAAUUUAUGGCUACCUCAUUAAGUCAAACGAAUAACAACAUAUUAGAAUUUGGUGUGAUCGGCUCAAUGCUAUCAAUAUCAGCUAAUUAUAUUCAUGCCAUGAUGGUUUUUUUAUGCAUCAAAUGUAAGAAAGCAUUACCAAUUGGUAAUGAUUCAUUUUGGAUUGAUUUAUUUACUCAAGCACAUUAUUGGGGUCUUAUUCUUUAUGAACAAGAUUGGCUUGAUCGGCAAACAAUUGAUUUUUUACCAACACGGACUGAUAUUAAUCUCGGACGUCAAUGGCUAAUAUCGAUGGGUGAAGCAGCAGACAAAAUUGGACUAAAUAUACAGUAUUGUAUGAGUUUACCACGUCAUAUUCUCAGCGCUUUACAAAUUCCACGCGUGACUCAAGCACGAACAUCACCGGAUUAUGCUGUUCAUCUUGAUGGUAAAGGACAACAAUGGACUAUAGGAAUAUCAAGCAUGUUUGCUGAUGCUAAUGGUUUAGCACCAUUCAGAGAUGUGUUCUGGUCUACCUCAUUACAACCCGGAUCGCCUUAUAAACCAAAUGCUGAAGAAGUACUUUCAGAACGAGAAAUACUUAUUGCGACUUUGUCCACAAGACCUGUCAGUCCUGGAGAUGCUAUUAAUUAUACCAAUGCACAACAUAUCAUGAAAUGUUGUCGUGAAGAUGGUUUGAUUUUGAAACCAGAUAGACCAUUGACCAUGAUUAAUAGAUUAGUAUCGGACUGGGCUUUUCAUGAUGGUGUAUCACAGGGUGAACUUUAUUCUACAAGAACAAAUAUGUAA
Rotaria sp. Silwood1 is the source of this 2232-nucleotide messenger RNA. The record is from the annotation of a GenBank genome assembly. NCBI's taxonomy places the organism in Eukaryota, Metazoa, Rotifera, Eurotatoria, Philodinida, Philodinidae.